UGACAUUGUCACGGCCAUCUUGAAAUUCGAACUGCUAUUAAAAAUAUUUGAGGGUUGCAGCAUCUUCCACUCUUGCAGCGGCCUGGGAACAAAGUAGGGGAGACUCAGUAGCUUUUUGGAAGGAGGCGCUUUCGGGUACUGGUCAGCUAUCCGAUUCGGCUGGAGAGGUGUAUGAGAUUGAAAGGAGGGGCAUUUUUGAGCUAGGCAGAUCUGUGGGGAAGGAAUUUUUUUUGCUCCACCCAUCUGAGUUAGUGCUCUUUCGGUCAGCUGAAGCUAACUCAGCUUGGAAAUAGCAACCGGGAGAGACAAAAGAGAAAGGAGGCCCCCCGAAGAAAUGAGGGAAUCCUGUCGAAUUUGUGGUCGGGAACUUUGUGGCAAUCAGAGGCGCUGGAUCUUCCAUACCGCAACUAAAUUGAAUUUCCAGGUUUUGCUCUCGCAUGUUCUGGGCAAGGAGAUCUCACGGGAUGGCAAAAACGAGUUUAUCUGCAGCAAGUGUGCCUUUAUGUUGGAGCGCAUCUAUCGCUUUGAUACUGUUAUUGCGCGCAUCGAAGCGCUGUCAAUUGAGCGGUUGCAGAAGCUGAUGCUAGAAAAGGACCGCCUCAAGCUGUGCAUCGCUGGAAUAUACAGGAAGAACAAUGUCGAGGCCACCGACGAGACGACGGACGUCUCCAGCCUGCCAGAUCUGCGCUACUCGACUCUCCUCCAGGAAGACUUCGCUUAUUCGGGGUUUGAAUGUUGGACAGAGCCGGAGGAACGGACUGGAGACCCACAAGCGUGCCCCGCUGCAGAAAGCCGUCCUAGGCGGUGUCGGAGUUGUGCUAUGCUGCGCGUUACUGAUGCUGAUUAUGAGGCAAUUUGCAAAAUCCCACGAAAGGUGGUAAGAAAUCUCUCCUGUGGAUCAUCCAGGAGUUCUGGCAACGUUUGUAGUGAAGAGUUAAUUCUAUGUGAGCCAGUAAUUACUGACUUGCUAAGCGUCAAGGCGCCUUUGGAUGAAGAAAGAGUGGAAGGGGAAAGUCCCGAAUUGUCCCUUGGGUCGUUGGAUGCAACUGCGAUCGCUGAUACAUUACAUCCAAAAGAGGAGGAAACGGACACAGAGGCAAAGAGAAACGCAAUGUGUAACUGUGGAGCCCAGAGCUUUUCAUUUCAGGGCAACAGGUUAGAAGUAGCCCUUAAUUUGGUGAAAGCUUUUGACUGCAAGCCAGUCCAGAGUCCCAGAGGGAGCAAGUUACCUAUUCCUGUAAAAUCAAGUUCUCAUUGGCAGAACUUCGAUAAAAACUUUUCUUCUGGCUUCUCAGAUGUGGUGCUAAAAUCUCAACCUGGCUUUGCCUUAGAGAUGUCUGAUCUGCAGGAAUUGUGGGAAGACUUAUGUAUGGAUUAUAUUCCACUUCGAACUAAGAAUAUGUUUGAGGCUAACCAGCAGCUAACAUACUGCGACAUGUUAAAAUGACACAGAACAAUGGAAAAAACCAGCUCUUUAAAUGCUAUGAAUAAGCAGCUCCAAGACAAAGUGAAUGAAAUGGAUUUUGAACUGAAAUCUGUCCAGCAUGCAUCCAAGAAACAGGCACAUAUCCAGAAAUUGAAAGAGACGUUAGAGAGCAAGGAAAAUGAGUGUGAAGAACUAAUUCAAGUAAUUCAUAAUCAGAAUGAGAAAAUAGUCGAACUGCAAGACAUGCUACAUAAGAAACAGCUUGGACAAUUACAGAACUUAGAGGGCUGUUCUUCAUUACAACAGAAACAAACAAUAGCAUUUCUUGAUGCGCAGAAUGAACUUUUCUUCACUCAGUUGGAAAUGCAAAAAUUGAAAUAUGCCCAGCAGCAAAAGGAUCGACAGUUAGCUGAGGCUAAAAGGACCAGCCACUUUCUAGAGACAGCAUUGCAAGAAGAACAGCUACAAAAGAAGCAGCUUGGGAACAUAAUAAGGAAUUCUUUGCUACUCUUCAGCGCUGGAUGCAGAGACAAAGAGCAGAAAAUUAAGGAUUUGACAUCCAGUCUAGCCUGCAAAGAAUGGCUUCUACAGGAAUCUAAGGAUCUUUUAGAGUAUCAUCAGAAUUUGGACAAAAAUACUACAACUGCUGAUAAAAUGGUACAGAAAUUGCAGCAACUAAUUAAAGACAAAAAUGCUGCCCUGGAGCAAGCUAUACGGCAGAAUAGCUCUGCACUUGAAGAUAAAGAACAGGAAGUGAACCAACUUUAUUUGUCCAUAAAAGAUCAAGAUCAUGAUCUGAAAGGUCUACACCAAGUUAUUUCUGGCAACCAAGUUACUAUCCAGUGUUUACAGAGCUUGCUAAAAGCCAAGGACCUGGAACUGGAGAAACUGUUAAAAGCCAACCAGAAUUUGCAGUGGCUGAUCAAGAAUAUAGAAGCAAAAUCUCAGAAGUGGCAAUCUGAACAAGAAAGGAUUAUCCAGAAGCUCCAUGACAGAAAUGAAGAAGUAGAGAACCUUUCAGCAACACUGCUAUGCAAUCUGGAGCCUGGACAGAGGGACACCGUAGAAGCCCUGCACCUCCACCUUCAGCAAAAGGAUCAGAUCAUAAAAGAAUUCCUAAGGGACAAGAGCCAGCAAGUUGUAGACCCAGUAGCUGAGCUUGAGGAGUUACUUCAAGCAUGGAACACUAGAGAGCAACAAAGUUAUAAAUAUUCCAAGAAGAUUUCACAGGUUCUUAUAGAGAAGAAUUCUGAGCUGCAAAUCCUGAAUCAGCAACUGAUUAGCCAAAUUCUUCAUCAGAAAAUGGAGUCGUCUAUUGUUCAGUUUGUACAACAAGAGGAGUCUAUUGAUGCACCAAAGCAAGAAGAUUCUAUCAUGAAUAUCCCAGCCAUGAUUUCUAACAUAGACGACAGUAAAGUCAGGAGGGAUAAAGAUGAUUUGCAAACAACUGCUAGACUUGAGAAGGAGCUUACUAAAGCAAAAGAGGAGCUUGAAUUGUUGACACAAAAAGAAAGAGAAAGCACACUGAAACUCUCUGCUCUUAAGUCUGUGGUGGCUUCCCAAGAGGAGGAGCUUCAAGUUCAAUCCUCUGAUAUUGAAGCUCUUACUAGAAGUACCCAGAUCAAAGAAGAACUAAUUAAGGACUUGCAGAUGCAAUUGAUUGAUCCUGAAGAAAUACCAGCAAUUGAAAGACUUACUCAAGAAGUUUUGAUGCUUCAGGAAAAGGUAGCAAAAAUGGAAGCACAGGGACAGGAAGCCAUAGGAAACAAAAGGCAACAGCUGCUGGAGAUGUUGGAGGGCUUAGUAGCAGAGAAGAAGCAGCUGAAUGAAACUCUGAAAGUAGAAAAACAACUCUAUUGCGAUUUGGUGAAGUGUCAUAAUCACCCUGACAGACAAGAACAGAUCCUUCAAGUAGAACUGGAGAAGAUCCAGGCACUCCGUGGACAGCUAGAAAAGGUCCUUGGAAGAAGUGAGGAGCACCUGAGCAGGCUGGAAUCAUUGGACAGCAUAGGAGAUCUAACUGCAGCUGAUGACAUUAAAGAUACCAGCACUGAGUUUACAGAUAGCAUUGAAGAGGAGGUACAGCAUGGCGCUCAUGUACAGGUGGACAAUAAGAACAAAUGGAAUCUGGCGGUGGCGCCUUACUCAGGCACCUUCUUGUUCGGGGAGGCCCUGGAUCCUGAAUCAAGAAGAACGCCAAAUGGUAUCUCAGGUUCUCAGGUUCUCGGGGUCCCACUAUCAGUACAGGACUCUCCCGUUCAGGUUGACUUGGGCCCUGUGCACCUUCAUGAAUGUCCUGGCGGCAUUGGCAGCUCACCUACGGUCUAUUCCGACACUGGGUUUUUCUGUGAACUUCGCAAAAAGUCAUCUGUCACCUUCAACAAGAAUUCUCCAUCUUGGGACGAUCAUAGGCUCUACAGCAGGACUGGUGCUGCUUUCUCCAAAACAUCGAUCCAGCCUAUGAGCCUUGGUUUGGCAGGGCUGGGGAUGGCCUGGUUGUCUUGUUGUGUCUUUCAGGUGGAGCCAAGGGAAGGAGGAGGCAUGGUGAAAAAAUUCCCUCAGUCUCUUGACCAAUCAGACUGUGUUGAUAUCCCAUGCAUGGCCCCUCCCACAUCCACACAGAAAAUUAACAUUCAGAAUUUUAAGGGGGAUAUCGAUGACAAUCUGAUGAGCCAUUCCAGUUAUCCUGCUCUACUGACUUUGAAGAGCGAAGGCAACCAGCAAGCGAUGCUUCAGUCUCCGAAAUCGAUGGUUCAGCACGUUUUAGAACAGAAAAAGAAACUGGAAGAAGAGCUACAGGAGUUUAAAGAACAGAUUGAGGAAGCUGGGUUCUCUUCCAUUUCUCAGCUAAAGAAGGCCCUGCUUAGUCUAUGUCUAGAGAAUGCAGAACUCAAGGAACAAAUUGGAGAAGCAAAGUUGUCAGAAGUUUGGGAGAAAGAGGAUGAAAAUGAAGAUAAAGAGGAUUUGAGGUGGGGUAUCAAGAAACUGCAAGAGAAACUGCACACUUCAGAGAAUGUGAUUGGCCUCCGUAAAGAACAAUUGACUCUAAAAAACCAAGGAUGCAAAGGCGCCAUCAUUCACCAGAUGACAGCUAACACAGCUCUGAUAAAUGAGCAAGAGCAGUGCACUUGCCAAGCUGUCUGUGACCAUUCACCAUUGUUGCACUGCCUACCCAAUAAAAUUAUGGGCAACCCAGAAGAAAUCAAGGCUGAAGGAGGCAGAGUAUCAAGUAGUUUUGGCCAGAAGUCUGAACAAUCCCAAUGGAGUCAACAGUGUCACAAAAUACAAGACACACACUUGGUGUCAGAAGCCACCAUCCAGCCACAGAUAGCCCAGCUCAAACAAUACAAAGCCCUACUCGGUGAAUCUAUGGUACAGCAGAAUAACAAGCAGAUGCAGGUGGAUAUUCAAGACUUGGGCUACGAAACCUGUGGGAGAAGUGAAAAUGAGGCUGAAAGGGAUGAGGCUACAAGCCCUGGAUGCAGAGUUCAUGAUGAGCAACUAAAGUUUUGGAAGAAAUCAGUGGAAGCCCCUCAAAACAGACUGAUGAAACAGGAAACAUUCCUGGGUGUCAGUCAAAAUGAUGAGGCCGCAGUUCUCCGCCAGCAUAUUCAGGUUCUCCAGAUGCAGUUGCAAAGUUCCCACAAAGUUAUCCAAAACUUACAAAAUUGUGUGCGCUCUAUAUCCACUACCAGUGACUAUGGUUCUAUGGGAGAUCAGCCACUCAAAUUGAGGCAAGGCUAUACUCUGGGCAAUUCUUCUUCCCACAGUAUGACUGAUGAAGAUGAAGGCUGGCAAUCUGAUAGCGUUGGAACUUUCUGCCCACCAAGUCUCCAGUCCAAUAAAGAUUUGGCCAGCCUUAUACAGAGAGUAACCCUGCUGGAAGCUCAUAUGAAUGAGACCAAGCCAAAGGAAUUUUUGACAGAGGAAUUGAAAUGUACAGCCUCCUUGGGGAAAUAUGACUCGUUAGUCCAAGCUCAAGCUCGAGAGCUCUCCCAUCUGCGCCAGCUAAUACGAGAGGGACAAAGGGUGUGUCAUAUGCUAAAGAAAUACUUCAAGGACACCAUCAAAUCCUUCGAAGAGCUUCUACGAAGCACUGAUAUUGAUUACUAUUUGGGACAGAGCUUUCGUGAGCAACUUGCAGAAGGGAACCAGUUAGCAGACCAGCUGGCCAGAAAACUGAAUCAAGGGAAUGAUCUAAACAUGGAGGACAAAGCAAAUCAUGAAUUGUUAAUGAGGAUGAACAAGGAGCUGCAGAAGGAACAAUCCAGCAAGACACUCCAAGAAAAACUACAAGAGUGCUCAGUGCCCCCUUUCAAUAGCCAUAUUAUAUCUGAGUCACCCUGCUCUCAUAGCAACAUCUCCUUCCUCUCUGAUGGUCCAGACGUCUGUUCUGAUGUGGAUGACUUUAGUGAAAAUAAUAUAAGUGAAGGCCAAGUCUACAAUGUUCCAAACAAAGGCUUUUAUGAUGACUCCUUGUCCAAGCCAACAGGUUUGCUUUUGGAUUCACUGGACUCAGAACCAUCAUCCUGCGCGUCUUUGGGACCCCCAUCUUCAUGCUCAAGGCCCCUGCUUGGCUGCUGCAUAACACCAGCCUUCUCCCUGACUGAGGCACAGCAGGAGUUGAAGAUGCUGCAGCAGCAGCUUGGAGAAAGUGGCCAAAUUAUCUCCUCCAAAAACAGCUCUCAUGCUUGUCACCAUGUUCCUCACUUAUUGCAUGUGGAAAAUACUGCUGAUUGGAAGAUUAAAUCCAAGGAACAAUUGGAGAAGAGCUGCAUCCCUCCAAGUACUCAUCCAUUCAGGCAGCUUCAGGAGGGAUUUUUCUCUGCAUCAUGUUGCCCACCAGCCCAUCCUACCCAGAAACCUUCAGAAUUGGAGAACCCACAGAAGGCUCUGCUUGAGUUACAUUCAAAACUCCUAGAUGGCAAGGUGAAGCUGGAAUGGCAGCGGAUUGAGUGGCAGCAAAUACAGGAAGACAUUCAGAGAAAGCAGCAAGAUCUUGUGCUGCUUCAAAAGGAGGCCAUGGCUUUAGAGAUGAACAAUUCCAGGCUUCAACACAGAAUGAUAAUGCUUCAGCAGCAGUGUGAAGAAAACAGAGUGCUCCUCCAGACCCGGCAGGCUGAAUUAUGUGUCUAUGAAGCACAGCAUGGACCACUGCAAAAGGCAAUCUCUGGGAGGCAUACGUUGAUGCUGACAGAAGAUGCAAAGAACCAAGGAAUUCAUGUCAUAGGAUACCUUCGGGACUAUAAUACUCUUAAGAAACUGAUUUUGGAUGCCAAGACUUGGAUCCACCAAAUGGCAUCCCUUCUGCAGUCUGACCUGAAACUACAAGACAACAUGAUUUUCUGCCAAGAAAACAUCAGGAAAUUACUUGUCCAUACCAGUACUUUGCAUCAGAUCUUGGAGAGGUCAACUUCCCUCCUUGCAAUGUUUUGGAGAGCAUCACCUCCCAUGUCUCUCAGCUCAGCUCAAAUAAGACAACAUACAAAGGAUCAAACAGCAGCUGAAGAAAUCCAAAUACUUAGAGCCAAGUUGGCUGAGCAAGAGAAUUGGGUGCAGAGUGCUAAUCAUAUUAAAGGAAGUAUGGAGAACUUCAUUCUCACUCACUUGACUGGAACAUACAAUGUGCUGAAGAAAGCAAGAAUCAACCUGGAGGGGAUAUCUCAGCAGCCUAAAUCCAUUUCUUCCAUUGGCCAUUGAAGAAACAGAUUCAUCCACACAGUCAGAAAUA
Molecule: messenger RNA, 7157 nt
Organism: Thamnophis elegans (Western terrestrial garter snake)
Lineage: Eukaryota; Metazoa; Chordata; Lepidosauria; Squamata; Natricidae
Product: myomegalin-like
Cellular component (GO): nucleus
Molecular function (GO): zinc ion binding
Source: RefSeq, a predicted model, not a curated record